Messenger RNA from Orbicella faveolata, 690 nucleotides. Its product is annotated as HEAT repeat-containing protein 1-like. Gene Ontology annotation, cellular component: t-UTP complex; small-subunit processome; 90S preribosome. Gene Ontology annotation, biological process: positive regulation of transcription by RNA polymerase I; maturation of SSU-rRNA from tricistronic rRNA transcript (SSU-rRNA, 5.8S rRNA, LSU-rRNA). Gene Ontology annotation, molecular function: snoRNA binding. The record is from RefSeq and is a predicted model, not a curated record. Lineage: Eukaryota; Metazoa; Cnidaria; Anthozoa; Scleractinia; Merulinidae.
AAUCUAUUUUUCUCCUUUUGGGUCCUGAUGUGUAACAGAGUUUUUGGUGAGUUUUUUGCACCUCUUGUGUCAUAUGGCAAGCCUCAUUCCAAGCCAUCUGCAACCGUGAAGAUUGUCAAGAACACAUUGAACUUCCUCUUACAGUAUGUAGUAUCCAGUGAAACACCAUCCUUUGUCAGAAGAAUCAUACUGUCAUCUCUGAGGAAUGUUGUUACACCGGAUAUGCUACAGUCCAUUUUACCGGUGCUUGAACAACUUGUAGACAAGUGUGAGGAUAGUGUGGCCAACUUAGAUGAAGAUGAGAGUAUCCUGCUGCAACUGAUAGUGCAAAAGUACAGCCCAGCUACUGUUGCUCUUCUGCAAGUCGAUUCUUUAUGUUGGAAAUUGUUAUUGAGAGUGUUGUUGCUGAGAACAGCUGUCUGUCCCGGACACCCAGCACCAAUCAUGACUGCACUUGGCCAGGUUUCAAAUAGAUUCUUCCAAGCAAUUCCAACAGAGGAGGUGAAACAGCAUCUGUUUAAGAUUCUUGUUGACACUCUGCUAGAAACAAAAGAUGUUACUGUAGGAAAUGCAGUCAAGAAUUCAUUACUGGAGGUUAGAAGAUUUGAAUUUGUUAAUAAUGAAUUGUGUACUGUACACCAGCAUAUAAAGUAAAGUGCAAGUCAUGUACCCAUUAUCUAUAUCUGUACA